Molecule: messenger RNA, 519 nt
Organism: Aegilops tauschii subsp. strangulata
Lineage: Eukaryota; Viridiplantae; Streptophyta; Magnoliopsida; Poales; Poaceae
Source: RefSeq, a predicted model, not a curated record
AUGUCGAUGCGCCGCCUAGGUGCUUCGGAUUUUCGCGGAAUCCGCGAGUGCCGCUCCGGCGCCUUCUCCUCCGAGAUCUGGUUUGGCGAGAAACGCCUCAUCCUCGGCACCUUCGACACCGCAGAGGAGGCGGCCCGCGCGCGACGCGGCGGCGUGGAUCUCGCGCCUCUCCCGCGGCUUUUCACCGACGAGGAUCAUCGUGUCCACCGGAGGCGGCAGCGUCGCCUCGCCAUUGCCGAGAUGGACGUGGAAGCCAUGGUGGUGUGGCGGGAACUCUUCCCGCAGGAAAUAGUCGACGAGCGCCAGUUCUACAAGCAAAGGAGGACGGAGAGGGAGGCGAGGAGGACGGAGCGAGCCGCCUAUCGAGAGGACAAGCGUGCGCGGAAGCAGGCCGCUCAAUUAAGACUGAAGCUUCGAGAAACGUCGGGGUGGCACUUCGAGGACGAGCGGUCUACUGACGCCUACAUUCAGACGUCGAAGGAGGACAUUACCGAGUCGGAGUCGGAAAGCGACGAGUAA